CCGGACUCCCCUUGACCUCGGCGCCCAGGCGCGUGCCCACCAUGCCCGUGGUCGGCGUCCUCCUCUGGGCCACCCUGCUGACUCUGGGCUGGCGGGCCGCCCACGCCAAGGACCACGGCUUCGCCACCCCGAGGGUCCAGCUCUCCUUCAAAGAGCUGAAGGCGACGGGCACGGCGCACUUCUUCAACUUCCUCCUCAACUCCAGUGACUAUCGCAUCCUGCUGAAAGACGAGGACCACGACCGCAUGUACGUGGGCAGCAAGGACUACGUCCUCUCCCUGGACCUCCACGACAUCAACCGCGAGCCCCUCAUCAUCCACUGGCCCGCGUCCCAGCAGAGGAUCGAGGAGUGCAUCCUGUCGGGCAAGAACAGCAACGGGGAGUGCGGCAACUUCAUCCGCUUGAUCCAGCCCUGGAACCGGACCCACCUCUACGUGUGUGGCACCGGCGCCUACAACCCCAUCUGCGCCUUCGUCAACCGUGGGCGCAAAGCCCAGGGGUUUCCGCCGAGCCAGCCGGGAGGCCGGGAAAGCAGAUCCACCGACGGCCCCCUCAGCCCGAGACCAGCACAAAGCAAGGAUUAUAUCUUCUACCUGGAGCCAGACAAGCUGGAGUCGGGCAAGGGGAAGUGUUCCUACGACCCCAAAGUAGACACCGUCUCUGCCUUAAUAAAUGAAGAGCUCUACGCUGGUGUCUACAUCGACUUCAUGGGCACGGACGCAGCCAUCUUCCGCACCAUGGGCAAGCAGACGGCCAUGAGGACAGACCAGUACAAUUCACGCUGGCUCAACGACCCGGCCUUCGUCCGUGCCCAGCUCAUCCCCGACAGCAGCGAGAGGAAUGACGACAAGCUCUACUUCUUCUUCCGAGAGAAGUCAGCUGAUGCCCCGCUGAGCCCUGGGGUCUAUUCCCGGAUUGGGCGCAUCUGCCUGAACGACGACGGGGGCCACUGCUGCCUCGUGAACAAGUGGAGCACCUUCCUGAAGGCCCGGCUCGUCUGCUCCGUGCCAGGACCCGACGGGAUUGAAACACACUUCGACGAGCUCCAGGACGUCUUCAUCCAGCAGACUCAGGACACCAAGAACCCUGUUAUCUACGCCGUGUUCUCUGCUUCAGGGUCGGUCUUCAAGGGCUCUGCUGUGUGUGUCUACUCUAUGGCCGACAUCCGCAUGGUCUUCAACGGGCCCUUCGCGCACAAGGAGGGACCCAACUACCAGUGGAUGCCCUACACGGGCAAAAUGCCCUACCCCCGGCCGGGCACCUGCCCCGGGGGGACCUUCACCCCGUCCAUGAAGUCGACCAAGGACUACCCUGACGAAGUGAUCAACUUCAUGCGCGCGCACCCGCUGAUGUACCACGCCGUCUACCCCACCCACCGCCAGCCGCUGGUGGUCCGCACCAAUGUCAACUACCGCUUCACCACCGUGGCCGUCGACCAGGUGGACGCGGCAGACGGGCGCUAUGAGGUGCUUUUCCUGGGCACAGAUCGGGGCACCGUGCAGAAGGUCAUCGUGCUCCCCCGGGAUGACAUGGAGACGGAGGAGCUCAUGCUGGAGGAGAUCGAGGUGUUCAAGGUGCCGGCACCCAUCAAGACGAUGACCAUCUCCUCCAAGAGGCAACAGCUAUACGUGUCCUCGGCCGUAGGUGUGACCCACCUGGCCCUGCACCGCUGCGACGUGUACGGGGAAGCCUGUGCCGACUGCUGCCUGGCCCGGGACCCCUACUGCGCCUGGGACGGCAGCGCCUGCACCCGCUACUCCGCCUCCUCCAAGAGGCGGAGCCGGCGGCAGGACGUCCGGCACGGCAACCCCAUCCGCCAGUGCCGAGGCUACAACUCCAACGCUAACAAGAACGCGGUGGAGGCCGUGCAGUACGGGGUCGAGGGCAGCACUGCCUUCCUGGAGUGCCAGCCCCGCUCGCCCCAGGCCAGCAUCAAGUGGCUGCUGCAGAAGGACAACAGCGACCGGCGGAAAGAGCUGCGGGUGGAGGGCCGGGUGCUGCGGACGGAGCAGGGCUUGCUGCUGCGCGCCCUCCAGCUCGCCGACAGCGGCCUCUACUCCUGCACCGCCACCGAGAACAACUUCAAGCACACGGUGACCAAGGUGCAGCUCCGCGUCCUCAGCGGCCGCGCCGUCCACGCCGUGCUGGUCCAGACAGAGACCCCCCCCGGCCUGCCGGGUGCCCCCACUCCCCGCUACCAGGACCUGCUGCAGCUCCUCACCAAGCCCGAAAUGGGACUCCUGGACCAGUACUGCCAGGGCUACUGGCGUCACACGGCCGCCAGCCCCCCCCAGCCGCUGGCUGGCCUCAAAGCCAAGGAGCAGCAGGACCAGAAGAAGCCUCGAAACCGCCGGAAUCACCAGCCAGAGACCUACGGGCAUACAUGAAACCGUCAUCAGGGACUUUGCUAGCACAGUGGUCUAUUUUUCCCCCCUUUUAAUAUUAAAAAUAUCUAUAAAUAAAUAAAUAUAUAUAUAUACAUCCACGCACACACACACGCAGACACACGCGCUCCCCCCUCCCAUGGGAGACGGUAUUUAUUUGUAGGUUGUACAUAGUCACUGGGGCGAUGCAACUCCUGCCUCUCAGCCCCGGGGAGGAGCAGGGACCCCCAGGGCGGCCGCAGUCAGCAUCACUGUCUUCCCCACCACCCCAGGACCCCAGGAUCCUGCCAUGUGGGGACCACCAGGCACCGUGGCCGCUGUCUCCCCACAGCUGGGGCAGAGCACUGCACCAGGGGCCAGAGG
This is a messenger RNA of Gymnogyps californianus (California condor), 2747 nucleotides long. RefSeq names its product semaphorin-3F-like. The record is from RefSeq and is a predicted model, not a curated record. The transcript is spliced from 18 exons. Gene Ontology annotation, biological process: negative regulation of axon extension involved in axon guidance; positive regulation of cell migration; neural crest cell migration. Gene Ontology annotation, molecular function: chemorepellent activity; semaphorin receptor binding. NCBI's taxonomy places the organism in Eukaryota, Metazoa, Chordata, Aves, Accipitriformes, Cathartidae. Bases 42 to 2387 code for a protein of 781 amino acids.